AUGACUGGACUUCUUGGAUACAUAGGUGUCUGGAUACUAAUCUGUAUCCAUGUAACACCUUUGGUAUCAGCUCAAGGCCGUACUCAGUUUGUACAUUAUGACUUCACGAAGGCAGACCUGCAUCGUGAUGGAAUGGCAACUAUUGAAGAUGGCCUAUUGCAGAUUACAGGUAAUACAACCAAGAGCACCGGUCAUGCUUUCCACAAAACUCCCAUGAAGUUCACAGCUUCGUCUUCCUUUUCAACAGAGUUUGUCUUCGCAAUCAUUCCACUGCACAGCCCCAUUUCUUUCGGUCAAGGUAUGGCUUUUGUGGUAGCUCCUACCACAGACCUCAGGUCUAAUGGCACUGAAACUUCAGGGUUAGGGCUUUUCAGUACAGCUAAUGACAACAAUACUACAAAUCACAUCCUGGCUGUAGAACCUGAUACUAAUGAUAGCGCUGAAGCACUUGACAGAAGUAGUAACCAUGUGGGGAUUGAUAUAAAUAGCAAAAUCUCGGUAGAAUCUGCGGAUGCUAGUUACUAUAAUGAAACAGAGGGGAAGAACCAAACCCUGCUUCUUGCUAGUGGAAAUAGUAUUCUCAUUUGGAUAGAUUACGAUGGAAUAGAGAAGAGACUUAAUGUAACGUUGUCUCCUGUACCAACUCCAAAGCCAGAUUCACCUCUCUUGUCAAGCUCCAUCAAACCAAGUGUGCCUCUCUUGUCAAGAUACAUCAAUAUUUCAGAAAUUUUCAAUGAAACCAUGUUUGUAGGUUUCUCUGGAUCCACAGGCACACUCAAAAGUGACCAAUAUAUCCUUGCAUGGAGUUUCAAGAAAGGUGGACAAGCAGAAAGCCUUGACUUGUCAAAGGUUUUGGAUCCCCCUAAUCCACCUCCACCACCGAUAUCUUCACCACCACCCUCUCCACCACCAUCAUCUCUGCCGCCACCCACUCUGCCACCAACCUCUCCACCAAAGUCAGGGUCUAACCGCUCUAGCCGUGCUUUAAUUCUAGGCACUACUAUAGCAGCAUUUUGUUUUCUCAUAAUACUAGGAGGAAUUGUAUAUCUUCUUUACAAGAAAAAGAAGUAUGCUGAGGUUCUUGAACAAUGGGAAAAGGAAUAUAGUCCCCAAAGGUACUCCUUCAGGAACCUAUACAAAGCAACCAAGGGUUUUAAGGAGAAUCAGCUACUUGGAGCAGGAGGUUUUGGAAAAGUUUACAUGGGGAUGCUUCCCUCUGGAAACUUUAAAGCUGAAGAGGUCAAGAUGCAUUUGAAGAUAGGCAUGCUCUGUUCUCAGAGCAACCCAGAGAAUAGACCAAGUAUGAGACUUAUAGUACAAUAUCUUGAAGGAAAUGUCACUGUUCCGAGCAUAUCAUAUGAUACAUCUGGAUUUGGUAUGCCUAAUAUAAGCAAUGAAAUGGUAACACAACUGACUGCGACCUCCUCAUUAGCUAACUUCUCGUUUGAAGAUGUUACAGUCCUAUUUGGUGGUCGUUGA
Molecule: messenger RNA, 1479 nt
Organism: Eruca vesicaria subsp. sativa (arugula)
Lineage: Eukaryota; Viridiplantae; Streptophyta; Magnoliopsida; Brassicales; Brassicaceae
Source: the annotation of a GenBank genome assembly